CCCCGUCCGCCGUCGACGGCGGUUUAAUCCGCGAGAAAGGGCGAAAGUCUCUUCUCGGCGCCUUACCUUCCCCCCCGGGCAGUUGCUGCCACGGACGAAACUACUUGGUAUUCUCCGCGGCGCCGACCGCCCUGGUCUAAGUACUUAGGCCUAAUUACUUCCACCGCCCGAAAAGUAAACCCGGACGUUCUCCCUCCCUCUCCCCGGUACUUGGGCGUCGGGUUUAGGCCGGGCCCGAUUCCCGCCCGUCGGCUACCGAUAUUUGAUGUAAUCGAUAAUUAUAACUUGGCCCUUGGCUUUUUAAUAAUAUAAUCGCCAAAGACAGAAUUUUUCUCCUCCUUUUCCGGCUUUCGUUCCCGACUUUUUUCCAUCCGGCUACCGGAAAUAAUUUCCCAACCGCCGGAAUGAUUUGUCGACGGAUGUCGAGAGGAAGGAUGGAACCGAGGAAACCUUAAUCCCAUUCAAUUUUAAUCCGUCGGUCGAUUCGGACCGAAAGUUUACAAAUUUUGCCAGGAAUGACGUUUAAAAUGAAAGACGACGGAAAGUCUCGGGGGUGGACGGACUUCUUCAAUUACACCUUGGCCCCCCUUUUCUUGAUGAUCGGCUCCACCAAUUUCUCCGUCUGCGUCGUCUACCUGGUGGUGGUAGAGAAGAGCGACGCGGGGGCCGUGACCCGCCGGGGGGGCCCGGUCGAUUUCGUCCUCCGAGCUUGGAAGAGUUCUCUGGUCUUCGACCCCGAAAUCGUGGCGCUGUUGGCCGCCUACACCCUGUGGUCGGCCUCGGCCCUGCUGAUCUUGGGAGGAGAAGCGUACUACGGCCCUCCCACCAGCACCGGCCACCGACCCCGCUACCUUCGCUCGGGAUUCAAGUAUUACCUGGCCAGCCUGGCCUCGGCCGCUCUUCUUCUCUCCUCCGUUUCCGCCCGGCACUGGUACCAAAAAUUCCACGUGGUUAUCGGCAACGUCGUCGUCUUCGGCUACUGCGUCACCGUAUUGAUUUACCUGAAGGGUCGCCUUUACCGUUCUCCGGGAGAACACGGCUCUUCGGGAAACGUCGUCUUCGAUUUCUACUGGGGCUUGGAGUUGUAUCCCAGAUUGGGCCAGUGGUUCGACGUCAAGCAGUGGACCAACUGCAGAUUCGGUAUGAUGGCCAUGCAACUGAUAAUACUACUGUGCUGGAAGGCCCAGGUAGAAGAGACCGGUUGGAACUGGGCCAUGGCCACCACCUCCUGUCUUCAGACCGUUUAUCUGGCCAAAUUUUAUUGGUGGGAAGACGGCUACAUGAAUACCAUCGACAUCACGCGGGACAGAGCGGGUAAGUUCUCUUACAUUUACGUUAAAUGGGUAAUGCCAGGAACACACACGCAGAGCCGUAACUAGGCAGGUGCAACGGGUGCACCCGCACAGGGUCCACACUGCUGUUAGCAAGAAAUUAUAUUUCUAAAUUUUAAAUUUUUCCGCCUUUCUGCAGCGCGGUUUGGCGAUUACAUUUCGCCUUACUUAGACCCUAGAUGUCCGCUCACCGGUGUUCCCAACUGUGGCAACUUUUAGAGGGACGUAGUGAGGUAGCGGAGACCUCGGACAAAUCAGCCAAAAGUAGCGACUUUUGAGAUUUUUUAAUUUAUUUUUUGAGAAAUUUAAAUUUGAGAUUUUCCGCGAACGGCGGAAAAUGCUACUGUAAAAAGGAUUGCGAAAACGCAAAGAUUUACAGAUUUUUCUCUACUUUAUAGAGCUCUCUGGCAACUACUA
Messenger RNA from Centruroides sculpturatus (bark scorpion), 1748 nucleotides. Its product is annotated as 7-dehydrocholesterol reductase-like. Gene Ontology annotation, cellular component: endoplasmic reticulum membrane. The transcript has 2 exons. The record is from RefSeq and is a predicted model, not a curated record. Gene Ontology annotation, molecular function: 7-dehydrocholesterol reductase activity. Lineage: Eukaryota; Metazoa; Arthropoda; Arachnida; Scorpiones; Buthidae. Bases 516 to 1379 code for a protein of 287 amino acids. Gene Ontology annotation, biological process: cholesterol biosynthetic process; brassinosteroid biosynthetic process.